AUGUCAUCACCUCCACGACCAUCAUUAUCACACCCCGCACCUCAGCUGAAUGGAGCAGCUUCUGGUCCAAACGGUACAGCCCACGCUCAGCCUUUGUCUUCGUCAGAUCCAUCUCCAUCCGUCUCUACAUUACCGCCGGCGGCGAUCGCCCUCGCAACGCGGCUAUUUGAGGGUGCACGGCAGGGAGACGUUGCGCUAUUUGAGGAGGUGCUUGCUUACAACUCGGGGAUGAAGGAUAUGCGAAACGAUAAGGGAGAUUCUCUGGUCAUGCUCGCGGCAUAUCACGGCCGUCUCCCCCUCCUCCGCCUUCUCCUCUCACACGGCGCCGACCCAAACAGUCUUAACGACAGACAACAGUCCCCCCUCGCCGGCGCUAUAUUCAAGGGGGAGAAGGAGGUGGUCGAGGCGCUGAGUGAUGCGGGCGCGGACUGGGGAGUAGGGGAGCCGAGCGCGAGGGAGGCCGUGAGGAUAUUCAGGCAGGAGGCGAUUUGGGGGGAUCGGAUGGGCGGUCAGGAGAAGGGAGCAAAUGGGAGCCGGAAUGGAGUACCAAACGGGGGAAGCUAA
Dioszegia hungarica is the source of this 564-nucleotide messenger RNA. RefSeq lists its product as uncharacterized. The coding region runs from base 1 to 564 and encodes 187 amino acids. Gene Ontology annotation, cellular component: ciliary inversin compartment. Lineage: Eukaryota; Fungi; Basidiomycota; Tremellomycetes; Tremellales; Bulleribasidiaceae. Gene Ontology annotation, biological process: protein localization to ciliary inversin compartment. The transcript is spliced from 2 exons. Gene Ontology annotation, molecular function: protein binding. The record is from RefSeq and is a predicted model, not a curated record.